This is a messenger RNA of Lates calcarifer (barramundi perch), 1639 nucleotides long. RefSeq names its product interferon alpha/beta receptor 2. NCBI's taxonomy places the organism in Eukaryota, Metazoa, Chordata, Actinopteri, Centropomidae. Gene Ontology annotation, molecular function: protein binding. The record is from RefSeq and is a predicted model, not a curated record.
AGUUGAGUUAAGUAGUUGAGUUAAGUUGAGUUAAAUGCAGGAUUUGAAGGGCAGAGCACAGGGAGGGACUUCUGGGGAAACAGAAACUCAGCCAUGUACAUGAUAACAAACGGUGUUCAUUUCCCAACCCCCACACAUACCCCCAGCUCCCUCCCAUCCCGCUCUGUACGUUGUGUGCUCUAACCCAAAAACAAGAGCCUUAACAUCUUGCUGACAUUAAACUGUGAGCCAUAACACAGUCCAUGGAGGGAUGAUGGGGCUGUGGAUGCUGCUUCUCCUGCAUUUACCACUUAGUAAUGCUCCCUUGAUUGAAGAUGUGGGGGAAGAAUGUGAUUUAAAUGUGGUUGGUGUUUCCCUCCCUGCACCUUCCAAUGUCUCCAUCUCUUCCUUCAACAUGGAGCAUACAGUCAGCUUCCUACCAGGUCCCGGGACCCCGUCCAACACCCACUUCACUGUCCAAAUCAUCCACCACAGGAAGAACUCGUGGAGACCAGUGGUUGGCUGUUUGGACUUGAUGGCCGGACAGAUUUGCAACCUAACCAGAGCGUUCAAGAACCCCUACAGUCACUACAAAGCCCGUGUCCAGGCCUUCACACCCACCCAGAAAUCCAACUGGACUGUGUCAGGGUGGUUCAAGCCUCUAUCAGACACUGUGUUAGGACCUCCCGAUGUGUCUGUGUCUGGCUGUGGGAACUGUUUGAUCCUGCAGCUCAGAGUUCCUGCAACAUCGGGGCUCCAGCAGGGCCUCCAGCUGGGCCUCCAGCUGAAGGACCUCUACAGAGAGGCCAUCCUCCAUGUGAAAAGAACCAGGGAUGGGGCAGAGUUCAGUCUGAAUCUGCCUUACAGUGAGGAGAAUGUGAUCACGUACCUGCAGCCAGGUGUAGAGUACUGUGUGACUGUCUCUGUGACAGGACUCUUCAACUCAAACCUGGUCCCCAGUAAACCUUACUGUGCCUUCACCAGCCCUCCUCCACCCAGGAGCUCACUAUAUGUGGUCUUCGGCCUGUUGGGUGCUUUCUCUUUACUAGGGUUCCUCUUCAUUGGACUGGUCUUUCAUGGUGGUCAGCUGAGCUUCAAGUUACUAAGAAAACCCUCUGGUAACUGAUCCAACUCUGGGAUUUAAAUAAUCAAUUUUUCAAAAAUGACACUGUAUAUUUCUGAGAUAUUUAAGAUUCAUGUCUUCAGUAGAAACCAUCAGGCCCCCCAAGGGGGGAGAGGAAGAUUGUGAACUUUGUAAAUUGUUAUAAUACUUUAUGUCAUUGUUUCUAAUUUCUUGGAUCACAUGUGGAGGAAUAGGAAAUGAAAUAAGAAAUUACCUGACUUGCACAUGAAACUUGACCUGAACAACCAAUUCCCAUAGGAACAACCAUAAAAAUUCAGUUUUGAUAAUGCAUUAGUUUGAGUAUUUUUACUAUGCUUAGAGUAUGUGCUUUAUUAUUGUAAAUGAUUAUCUUUACUGUCUUAAAUGCUGCUGUCCAGCCUGCCAGAUGAGCAAAGUGAUUCUUCACCUGGUUACUGCUCUUACUGACAAACUGUUGUGUUAUAAGGUGAAAAAUGUGCCCUUUGAUUCCACGAUCAUUUCAUGGGCUUUAAAGUUUAGCAUUGAAUACUUUUCAUUAAAAUUAAAACACAAACAAUU